Molecule: messenger RNA, 684 nt
Organism: Amphimedon queenslandica
Lineage: Eukaryota; Metazoa; Porifera; Demospongiae; Haplosclerida; Niphatidae
Product: ankyrin repeat domain-containing protein 16-like
Exons: 1
Coding region: 1-684 (227 amino acids)
Molecular function (GO): protein binding
Source: RefSeq, a predicted model, not a curated record
AUGGAUAAUAGAGGACGUGGUUUACUUCAUGCAGCAUGUGAGGCAGGAGAUAUUGGAAUAGUAAAAACAUUGAUUGAGACACAUGGAUUGGAUCCUUUAUCACAAGAUAAAGAUGGCGUUUCCUGCUUACACUUAAUAAAAAGAGUUUAUCUAUACCAGUAUUUGGAACCAAAUAUUACAUCUAACCCAACACCUAAAGACAAGUGUGGUCGUACUCCUCUUCAUUAUGCUUCUCAUUCUGAUAAUAUUCGCAUGGUACAUUAUCUCAUAGAGACCUUCCCCUGUACUCCUGAUGAUCCUGAUAAUAAUGGAUACACUUCAAUUCAUGCAGCAUGUGAAGCUGGUAGUAUUGAGCUAGUACAAUACUUUUUAACUGACCUUCAUUGUAAUGCACUAGCUGAAACUGCUGAUUGUAAAACCUUGUUUUAUUACGCUAUAAUUAAUUAUAAUUUAGAGCUUGUUAGGCUUUUAGUUGUUAAAUAUGGUUUAAAACCUCAUCCAAACCAUAUUGAUAUAGCUAAAGCAUUUAAUCCUGACUCAGCAUUAACUAAUUAUCUUCAAAAGGUUUAUAGUGAUAUGAUAUUUGAUAUGAUGGAGGAAGAAAAGAGAAUACAGGAGAAAACUCAUCAUCAAAAACAAGUGCAGCAACUGAUCAACCUGCAAAAACAUGAUAUCAUAUCUUGA